This is a messenger RNA of Neoarius graeffei (lesser salmon catfish), 1945 nucleotides long. Its product is annotated as zgc:172076. The record is from RefSeq and is a predicted model, not a curated record. The coding region runs from base 34 to 1239 and encodes 401 amino acids. Lineage: Eukaryota; Metazoa; Chordata; Actinopteri; Siluriformes; Ariidae. Gene Ontology annotation, molecular function: creatine kinase activity. Gene Ontology annotation, biological process: phosphocreatine biosynthetic process. The transcript is spliced from 9 exons.
GUGCACUCCACAAUCACACGCCAACCAGAAAGGAUGUGGAAGAGAAAGAAAGAAUGGCUGAUCAAGCCUCCCAAGGAUCACCCUUUGGAGACAAAGUACAGGCCUGUGCUUGAGAGCAUGAUCCCACCAGACCCCAUGAGCAAGUUUAAACUGAAGAGGGGUUGUCCCAAAGAAGAGUUCCCAAGUCUGUCUGGAAACUACACCUGCAUGGCCCGUGUGCUUGAUCUACACAUGUACACACGCCAGUUUAACCGGGCCACUGAGAGCGGAGUCAUCUUUGAUGACAUCAUUCGUCCAGGCCUGGAGGACCCAGGAACAAUUUCAGGGCCCGUGACUGUAGGCUGUUUAGCUGGCGAUGCCCAGUCCUACAUUCUCUUCUGUGACUUUUUUGACCGCAUCAUUGAAGCCUACCACAGCUACAAGGUGCUCGAUCACAUUACGCAAAAGAGUGACUUCAAUUAUGACAACCUCAAGGGAGGUGAUGACUUUGACCUAGCCUAUGCUGUGAGCUGUGAGGUGAGUGCUUCUCGCUGCAUUGAAGAUUUCUCCUUCCCCACACACUGCAGCCGAGGGGAGCGGAGACUGCUCCUGGCAUUGGCUAAAAAGGCUCUGGACCAAUUUAGCGAAGAACUCCCAGGCAAGCUGUACUCAAUGGACGAGCUCAACCAAGAGACAGAAAAUAAAGGGCUCAUUCUGGAUACUCCGCCCACCAUAUUAAUGAAGAUAGGCGUGGCCCGUGAUUGGCCUGAUGCACGGGCAUUGUGGAUGAGUGAGAACGGGAGCCUAGCAGUUUGGGUGAACAUGGAGGACCAUCUGAAACUGGUGUCUUCCAGAAGUGACGCCAACAUCCACGAGGCAUUUGCAUCUGUAUGCAUCAAUCUAAUAAAGAUGGAGGCAAUAUAUAAUAAACUAAGGCACCCAUUUAUCUGGAAGCCUCACUUGGGCUGGGUGGUGAGCUCACCAGCAGAGGUGGGCACCGGUCUGAAGGCCAGCGUCACCAUCAGACUGAUACACCUGCCUGAGCACAAACACCUGGACAACAUCCUGGACAGACUGAGACUUCGCAUGGAGGCGGACAGCUCACAUGGAUGGUACAAAAUAAGCAACCAACAAACUAUUGGACUCACAGAAGUGGAGUUUACGCAGCUCGUGGUGGACGGGGUUAAACUUCUCAUCAGGAUUGAGAAGAGACUGGAGGACAACGCAGGCAUUGAUGACCUGGUGCCUGCACAGAAGUAGAGUCAUGACCCAGCUACAGGACAUGUUUUACAGAGUACACGUGAUGGUUUGCUGUACUUGGAGAGCUUGCGCAAAGCUCUGCAUAGUUAAGUCGUAUUGAAACAACGUUCCGGAAAAGAGUUUUGUUAUUUCAUUUGAUGUGAUGUGAAAUGCACUGAUCCACUGUAUGUACAGGCUAUGAAAUAAAAUACAUUACAGUACUGUUUAAUUAUCAAAUGCUCAGAAGCAGUUAAUUGUUUUUCUAGAACAGCAGCUCUGACAGUAGGGUUAUGUUAAUGGGCUUAGUUCAACACAUUUUUCUUUAUAUAGUAACACCUUGCAAAGGGAUUUACACCAGAUGGUCCACAUAAUCUAAUCAUUAUUACGUUUGCAUUUUUAUUUAAAAACAAAAAACAAACAUCGCUCGUAUGAAUAUUUCUCUAAGGACAUAUCCAUUGCGUUUCAGUGCUUUAAGGUGAAAAUAUUCCUGCCAAGUUUUCCACUAUGAGAGAGUAUUCAGUACAGAUGGCUUUGUGCUUUACAGUUUCUAUGUAACGUGACAAACUGCAUUUGUUUAUCAUAUCAACUUUGUGAGAGGCGAUGAGACAGAAUGAUUGUAAUUUGUUUUAUGGAUGUUCCACAACCUUAAAUGUAACUACAAACAGAUACAAACUGAUGUUUGUUCUUAAUGAAUAAAAUGUUCUUCGUCACACCACAAUACAUCAUU